GAUGAUCACCAUCAUCAACUUCUAGUGGGAGCAUCCACUGAAACCUUGACAAUUCGUCAUUAGUCAUUUUUUUUUAUGUAGAGCCUAACUUACAUUUAUUUGCUGAAGAAGAAAAUACCCUAUCUUGGUAUUUCUGUGCUCUUCCUGUAACGCUCUUAAGCGGAGGUGUUGUCUUAGGUGGUUUGGCCACCAGAUGAUAGUCGGCCGUCUGGACAGCAAAAAGUAGCGUGAUGGAAGAUUUCAGUAGCGGUCCGACAGGCAGACUCCAAACAUGGACUCCGAGUACGUCAAAACGCAUCUGGGUUCAUGCCUGGCAGAGGGCUUAGCUGAAGUGGUCGAGCAGCGUCCAAUGGACCCCAUCCAGUUUCUAGCCCAUUGGCUGUACAAAUACAACGCCAACGUCGAAUAUGAGGCAAAGAAACAGGCCCGGUUGGCACUUGUGGAGAAGGAACGGGCCAAAGCCAGAGAGAAAGAUGCUGGGAAGGAGCCCGCAGGAAAACUCUCUGAAAUGGAGUCUGCAGGAACAGACGAUCGUGUGGGAGCCACGCCCGAACCUACUGAGCAACCUGAGAGGGACCCUCCUCGGCCGGAAACCCAACAUGCUAACAAACAGCACCAAAGUGGACCUCUGGAGAAUGAGCAGGAGGUGAAAAAAACAAUAACAAAAUAUGUCUGGUGGUGGUGUCUCCAUGAUGGGUUGCUUUGUGUGGUGGUGGUGCUGCUGCAUGUGCAUGCAAUGUGUGCAGUCUGCUGGCCUAGGAUCACAGGGCAAGCUUGGGUUAGCUACAUGCAUGGGGUAAGAAAGCUAGCGCUUUAUAGCUGGUGGUUGUUUGGGGGAACCAGCUUAGACAUGCAUUCAUAUGUCUACCAGGUUGAGACGAUCGAUAAUGUAACCGCUCCAGAGUCCUCAGUUGUCUCUCCGCGGUCUGACACUAUCCAGCAGGACCAGCCCCAAGUGAAGAAACCAAGGGAGGAAAAGGCGGAUCUUGGCCUGGCUGAAACCGGUGAGCUGUCCCAGGCUGAAGGCCUCGCUUCUAGCCAGGUGGACAGACACCAGGAGCUACUGAGCCCACUUCUCCCCGAAAGCCAACACACAGAGAAGAAGGAUGAGCACGCCCAGUCUUCUCAGGCUGAGUCUGCAAAUGUUGAGUCCUCUCAAGCUGAGGCCUCCCAGAUUGAAACCACACUGUCUGGGACCUCCCAUGCAGAGUCUUCACAGAUGGAGUCCAAGGAAGAGGAGUCUGCACAGGUGAAGUCCUCGCAAGUAGAAGCUGAGCAGGUGGGGACCUCGCCGGUCAAUACCUCCCAGGCUGAGUCUGUGCUGGUAGAGUCCAUGCAGACUGAGACCUACCAGGCUGAGUCCUCUCAAGCUGAGGGCUACCAUGUCCCAGCCACGCCAGCUGAGUUCUCUAAGGCUGAGGCCUCCCAUGUGGAAUCUACACAAGUUGAGCGCUCCCAGUCAGAGUAUGCGCAGUUGGGGUCUACGCCGGAGGAGUCUGCGCAGGCCGAAUCCUCUCAAGCUGAGGCUUCCCACGUCAAAGCCGCACAGGUUGAGACCUCCCAGGCUGAGUCUGCGCAGGUGGAGUCCAUGCUAGAGGAGUCUGGACAGGCCGAGUCCAUGCAGGCUGAGAAAGCCCAGGCUGAGGCCUCUGACGAUGAAUCUCCACAAGUUGAGACCUCUCAUCCCGCAUCUGCACAGGUGGAGUCCACACCAGCGGACUCUGCUCAGCCCAAGAACUCCCUGUCCGAGUCUGCCCAGGAGGAGUCCCAGGCUGAGUCUUUGGAGGUGGAGACCUCCCAGGCUGAGGUCGCACAGGUUGAAUCCACAAAAGUUGAGACCUCUCAGCCCGAGUCUUCACAUGUGGAAUCUACACCAGCAGAUUUAGUUCAGUCCGAGACCCUCAUGUCCAAGUCUGCACAAGAAUCUUUCCAGGCUGAGUCCUCUCAUGCUGAGGUUUCUCACGUCGAAACCAAAAAUAGUGAGACCUCCCCGGCCAAGUUGACGCUGGUGGAAUCCUCUUUGAUGGAGUCUGCGCAGAUCAAGACUGCGCUUGUGGAGUCCACGCAGGCCGAGUCCUCUCAAGCUGAGGCCUCUCAGGUCCAACCCAUACAAGAUGAGACUCCCCAAGCCCAGUUUGCACAGGUGGAGUCAAUGCCGGAGGAGUCUACCCAGGCAAAGGCCUCCCUGGUUGAACCUGCACAAGUUGAGAACUCCUCAGACGGGUCUGAGCAGGUGGAGUCCACGCAGGCGAACUCCGCUCACUCCAAGACCUCCCAGGCUGAGUCCUCCCACGCUGAGUCAUCGCAGGCCAACUCCGAAGAAGUCCUACCGAGUGACAACCUGUCGACAAAAACUGAAAAGGAGAGGCACGAUCCAAGUUCACCUCCUGUUCUUCAAGACCAAGAAGAGGUUUGUGAGCUAGCCCGGACACCCAUCUCUGUUGCUAACACUAUGUGGUGACGCCACAGGUCAGUUCGGCACCUGUAGAGCUAACAGGUCAAGUGAUUAUUUUCAAGUCUAAUAAAAAAAAUAAAAAUAAAAAAAAAGAGGUCAUAAAAACUACGUCUUUUCCUUGUGCAUGUCAUUUAAGUGUUAAUCCAAAUGUUAUUGCUCAUUUUUUUGCCACUUUAACGGUGACUAACAUUUGUGUGGCUUUGCAGGGAACAGAACAAGCUGGAAAAUGACCACAUCGCUGCUUGCCGGUCCACCGAUGAGCCUUUAUCUUUGAUUAGACUUCAUUUAUCAUUGCAUUGUGUGCCUAAAUCAAAGAUGUCCUCAGUAGAGUCAAAUAAACGUGCUUGGAAAACACA
This is a messenger RNA of Phyllopteryx taeniolatus (common seadragon), 2811 nucleotides long. Its product is annotated as plectin-like. Gene Ontology annotation, cellular component: Set1C/COMPASS complex. The transcript has 6 exons. NCBI's taxonomy places the organism in Eukaryota, Metazoa, Chordata, Actinopteri, Syngnathiformes, Syngnathidae. Bases 272 to 2461 code for a protein of 729 amino acids. The record is from RefSeq and is a predicted model, not a curated record.